AUUAUGCCGUACAAAAUGCCUUGAGGAAAAUAGGGCAAAAGCGGCAGCCGUCGCAGGCGCCGAGGGGAAGACGACGGGGACCCACGAGGCGAAUAUCCCCCGUCAGGCCCCACCCGACAGCGACCCAACACCCAAUCAUCCCAUCCGCCUCCCCUUCUUCUUCCCUCUCCCCUCGCCCUCCUCUUCCUCCCAUCCGAAACAUUCCUCCACUCCCACCCGAGGUGGAGGGAAGGGUGAGAGAGGGAGAGGGUGAGACAAGAGAACAGUCCUCCGAUAAGGAGGAAUUCGUGAGGGGGAGGGCGAGACAGAGUGAGUCCUCCGCGGAUGAAGUUCGGGAAGGAUUUCCGGAACCACCUGGAGGAGACGCUGCCGGCGUGGAGGGACAAGUACCUCGCCUACAAGGCCCUCAAGAAGCUCAUCAAGAACCUGCGGCCCCCCGAGCCCGCCGUCCCUCCUCUUCCUCCCCCGCCCGCCGCCGUGGGACCCGGGGAUGGGGCCGGCCAGGGGAACGUCGCGCUCGGGAACUGGUUUGCCAGCAUCCUCGACAUGGAGCUCCUCAAGCUCAACGAGUUCUACAUGGAGAGGGAGGAGUGGUACGUCAUCCGCCUCCAGGUGCUUAAGGAGAGGAUUGAGCGCGUCAAAGCUAAGAAGAAUGAUGCUUUUACAUCCAGGAGUGAAUUUACAGAAGAGAUGCUAGAGAUACGCAAGGACUUUGUGAUCAUACACGGCGAAAUGAUUCUUCUGCAAACCUACAGUUCCCUAAAUUUUGCUGGACUAGUGAAGAUAUUGAAGAAGUAUGACAAGAGAACAGGCGGUUUGCUCAGCCUGCCUUUCACUCAGCGUGCUCGUCAUCAGCCUUUUUUCACAACCGAACCUUUAACAAGGCUUGUUCGAGAAUGCGAGGCUAAUCUUGAACUCCUUUUCCCGGUCGAAGCAGAAGUUCUUGAGCCUAGUUCAUCUUCAAAUCUGCAACCGCAUGAUGUGGCUAAGCGUGACCCAACAUCGUCUGGUGACGUGGAAGCCUCAGAUGUGUACCGAAGCACACUCGCAGCAAUGAGAGCGAUACAAGGCCUUCGGAGAGCCAGCUCUACUUACAAUCCCCUGUCUCUGUCUAGGUUCUUCAAUGGUGAGGAUGGCGAAGCCUGUUCUGGCGCCAUCACUUCUGAGAGUUCGUUAUCAGAGUCCUCAACAGACUCCCAGAUUCAGGAUGAUGGAAAGGAUGAUAAAGAGGUGCAGUCAAAUUCAAGUGAGCAGAAUGUUGCUCAAAGGGAACAUAAUGCAAAUGGCGAGCCACGGAAUGAAUAAUGAGUCUUUUCACGCACUGUUCAAUAACCAUUGAUAUGUGUAAAUGCUAAUAAUCUGGAUGUUUAACCCUCUUUGAAGUGUUGACGUACACAAGUUUUUCUGAUGGUGCUGUUUCCUUUUCUUCAUUUUCUAUUCAAGGUUUUUCAUGUCAAUUGCCAUAAAAAUCUGAAGUGUAGUGCUAUUUAAGUUUUGAAGCUUUAGGCAGAAAGCAUGUAAGUCAUUAGCAGACAUUUUGGUUGACACUUAAUAGAGCUAUACUACAUCCCAAA
Messenger RNA from Panicum virgatum (switchgrass), 1574 nucleotides. RefSeq names its product SPX domain-containing protein 4-like. Bases 325 to 1305 code for a protein of 326 amino acids. The record is from RefSeq and is a predicted model, not a curated record. Gene Ontology annotation, biological process: cellular response to phosphate starvation. NCBI's taxonomy places the organism in Eukaryota, Viridiplantae, Streptophyta, Magnoliopsida, Poales, Poaceae. The transcript has 3 exons.